UUGGGGUUAUCCUUCGUGUAUAUAAAGAACUGUGACAGUUCAUUCUCAAAUCGAACUGAAUAAGCGCACAACAGAACAUUAAAAACAGAAUAAAUAAACAUUCAAACAGUAGCAAUGGUGCAUCAAGGUCUGGAAAUAGCCGUUCUGUUGUUUGGAAUUGUCUACAGAACACAGACGGCCCCCACUUUUUCGGGGCUUUGCGACGGAUGUCCCCUGAAGAACGGCGUUGGCCUGACGGGGUUCUUGAAUGACUGUACCAAAUACGUACACUGCUAUGAAGACAAACAGGGCGUCGUCCACGGCACGGUUCAACCAUGCGCCUUCGGAACGGAGUGGAAUCAAGACCUCCUGACAUGCGUUUCGCCGUCCAACUCGACCUGCGGCGCCACGCAAGACAUCUGUUACGGACAGCCUAACGAUUAUAGACGCCCGGGGGUGGGGAACUGUCGCGGUUACUGGGAAUGCAAAAAUGGUGACUCCGUACCGUUGUGCUGCCCGAUCGGUUAUUACUUCAAUAGCAUGACUGGCAACUGUGAUACCACUGAUAGCGACCACGAAUGUUAUGAUAACUGUUUCAACGAAUACUACACAGUGGAAAUGACCACCACACCAAGUCCUUGUUACAAUAAGAGGCCAGUGGCCGCCAAACUUGACGUAUAUGAGGAGUGGAUCGAGGGAUGGGGCUGGAUCCAGAGAGGGUGUCCGAAAGGUCUCCUGUAUGUGCAAAGGGACUGCGAGUGUACACUGCGAGUGGUUGUACAGCAGAAGUGCGAGCUUGACCUCUUCCUUUCUUUCGAGAGCGGUAUCAAAGACCAGUCCCACCUUUCCAACUAUAUUUUAAGUGAAAAUGUUGAAGUAAUGGACGGCAAGGCCUUUUUUAAAGCCGAUCAGGGAAGUCAACUUAUAAUUCCGCGUUACACGAAUGUCGGCAUGGCGAGUCUUACCAUUCACGUGAAAUACUAUUCCGAUCACGAAAGCCUAACGCAGACCCAGGCGAUCGUAUCGAACAGCGACUGUGGAAUCACCCCGUCCAUUCUGCUUACUGAAGACAGCAAAUAUGUGUAUUUCACAGUGGGAACUGAUUUGGGCGAAAGGACAUUGGCCGUUCACCAGCCGGCAUUCACAAAUGAGAAGGACGUUGUAUUAACGUAUCACAAUGGCAUCCUCUCUGGUCAGGUCAACGGGAUCAAGAAUACCAUGAUAAUAAAUGGAAGUGGCAUCAGUCGGGUCCACUGUGCCCUCCAUGUUGGCAGCGCGGACGCGAACCGUGGACUUAACUUCACUGGGGUCAUUGAUGAGCUGAGCCUGUCUAUGUGUGUGUAAUAUUCACUGAACUGUGUCGACGUGAUUACAUGUGAUAUUAUUUCUAUUUAUAUCAUACUUUUUCUUCUUUUUUUUGUACGUGUACUGAAACUGGCAUUCGAAUCACAUCACACUCAUGUCUAUUUUCUGAGUGGCAACAAGUACUUGUGUCCUUUCUGUAGAUAUGAGCCAUGUUUUGUGCCAUGUAUAUGACUUCAAAAAUGAAUAUUUUCGGUAGCGUUUAAGUAAGGUUUAUGUAGGAUCUUAGAUUUAUCGUAUGUUCAAAAAAAGAUUGUGAUUAAUGAUUUUGUCAUAAUCCAUAUAUUCCCUUUCCGAUAUGUAUUUCCCAAUUAUAAGUUACAAAGGACAGUUUUAUAGACUAUAAAUGUGAUUUAUUGCUUGUUUUGCUACAUGUGUUUGUCUCAUUUAAUUGCAUGUUUAAUUCAUAUAUUUAUUUAUUUAUUUAUUUACCUCAUUGUUAAAAGGUUUAACUAGACAUGGCUUGAUAAAUUCAAUUUUCUUUCUUGUCAUAGAUUUAAUGACCAAUAAAAUAAAUUUCUGAAAAAUGAA
This is a messenger RNA of Mya arenaria, 1872 nucleotides long. RefSeq names its product protein PIF-like. The coding region runs from base 115 to 1323 and encodes 402 amino acids. Gene Ontology annotation, cellular component: extracellular region. The record is from RefSeq and is a predicted model, not a curated record. Lineage: Eukaryota; Metazoa; Mollusca; Bivalvia; Myida; Myidae. The transcript is spliced from 2 exons. Gene Ontology annotation, molecular function: chitin binding.